Vespula vulgaris is the source of this 2547-nucleotide messenger RNA. RefSeq names its product sulfhydryl oxidase 2-like. Gene Ontology annotation, molecular function: protein disulfide isomerase activity; flavin-dependent sulfhydryl oxidase activity. Lineage: Eukaryota; Metazoa; Arthropoda; Insecta; Hymenoptera; Vespidae. Gene Ontology annotation, cellular component: Golgi membrane. The transcript has 3 exons. Gene Ontology annotation, biological process: protein folding. Bases 299 to 2227 code for a protein of 642 amino acids. The record is from RefSeq and is a predicted model, not a curated record.
UUAUGAAAGCUUUAUUUGAUAAUUAGAUAACAAAUACGUUAGAUAACAAAUAAAGCGAUUAUGUGUAUCAUCUAUAUUUUUUAAGUAAAAGAAAUUGUAUCAUUUAAAAGUUGUAAUCUUUUUCAAUAAAAAACACAAAUUUAAUUGUUUUUUAAUACAUAUUAAAAAUUUGUCGAAUAUUUUUAUGAAUAAGAACUGUCUAAAAGCAGUUACUUUAUUAUUGGUAACACUGUCAGAGAUCUGUGUACUACUUCAGCGCAUUUCAACAUCUUUAGGUUAAGAAUCGGUAAAUACAAACAUGCGACGACACGAUUUCGUAACAAAAAUAAUCUUAUUAUACAUCGUGAUAAUAUGUAAAAAUGUAACAGUAGUAGCUAUACAAGACGAUCAAUAUCAAAGUUAUCCUGCUCAAGGUUUGUACAAUGCCAGUGAUAAUGUGGUAGUAUUAAAUGCUUCUAAUUUUAAAACUAGUGUUUAUGGAGAUUCGAAAGGAUGGUUAGUUGAAUUUUAUAAUAGUUGGUGUGGAUUCUGUUAUCGUUUUGCACCUACAUGGAAGGCUUUUGCAAGUAAUGUUUAUUCUUGGAGAGAUAUUGUUGUCAUUGCAGCCAUAGAUUGUGCUGUAGAUGACAAUAAUCCAAUUUGUCGUGAAUAUGAAAUUAUGCAUUAUCCAACGCUUAAAUAUUUUCCUAUUAAUGCACAUUCUUCUUUCAUGGGUAUAGUAGUUGAUAAAGGUGAUAGCGUUGAUGAUGUUAGGCAUAAUUUGAUUAAAAGACUGGAAAAGGAGCAAGAGGAAGGACGUGGUAUAACGUGGCCUAAUAUUACACCUUAUAGAAAUGCAGAGAUAAAAGAUAUAUGGAAAGUUGUACCAAAAACUGUAAAAUACUUUUUUUUAUUAUUUGAGAAAACAGACUCUCAUAUGGGAACUGAAGUCAUAUUAGAUAUGCAUAAAAUUUCAAGUCUGCAAAUACGUAGAGUUAUAUCUGACAAUGAAUUACUAUGCGUAACAAGUAAAAUCACCAAAUUUCCAAGUCUAAUUGUAAUGAGCCAAACGGAAUCGCAAAAGCUAUUAAAUAUUAGAAUUCCAACAAGAGAAGGUAUUAUACAAACAAUCAAAACCUAUAUGAACUCAAAGAGUAUAAAUAUAGAUGAACAAAUUAUUGGGAACCGCAAUAGAGAAUUGCUAAUUCAGAAACCAAAUGCAAUAAGUAAUACUAAAUCAAAGUCUCUGCAACAACAGCAAUAUAACUCUGGCACAUUUGAAGAUCAUUUAUAUCAAUUAGAUUUGGAAACAGCUCUGCGAUAUUCCAUUUACCAUGAAGUACCAAUGACUAAAAUGAUAGAAGGAGAAAAGAUGGAGGCAUUGAAAUUAUACUUAGAUGCAAUAGCCAAAUAUUUUCCAAUGAGAUUCAAUGGUAUUUUUCUUGACGUAAUUCGUAAUAUAAUCAAUACAAAAGAAACGAUAUCCGGAGAAGAAUUCGUACAUUUAUUAAAAUCUACAGAGGAUGAAAUGUUGCCUGUAUUCUCAGGCCCACAGCAAUGGAUUGCAUGUAAAGGAAGUAAAGAAAUAUAUAGAGGAUAUCCUUGUGGAUUAUGGACAAUGUUUCACAUGUUAACCGUUAAUUUUGGAAUGGAAAAUAAAGAUAAAAAACAUUAUAAUCCCAUUGAAGUGUUACAAGCUAUGUAUGAGUAUAUAAAAAAUUUCUUUGGUUGUGCUGAUUGUUCAAAACAUUUUAUAGAAAUGGCAACAAGAAACAAAAUAUUUGAAGUACAGAAUGGAGAUGAUAAUAUAUUAUGGUUGUGGAAAGCUCAUAAUGAAGUUAAUGCAAGAUUGGCAGGAGAUGAAACGGAGGAUCCUAAACAUAAAAAAAUACAGUAUCCAUCGCAAGACCAUUGUUCAGAGUGCAGAUAUCCAAAUCAAACUUGGAAUGAAGCUCAAGUUUUAUACUAUCUUAAAAGAAAAUAUAGUUAUGCAGGAAUUAAUUAUUAUGGAUCUAGUGAAAAAUAUAGUAACUUACAAAAUAGUAGAUCAAAAAGAAGAUUAGAACUAGCUCCUAACAAAUAUAUAAAUCUUAAAAAAUUGGGUUGGGAUUUUACUGUAUUUGAUAUAAGUAUUUGUGUUGUAUUAUAUGUUACAUCUGCUACAAUACUCACACUUGUUUGCAUUAAAUUUGCUGUGAGAAGAACUUACAGAAAAAAAGCAUACCUAAACUCAUUUGGUAAAGUAUAAAUUCUUGUGAAGAACAGAUUCACAGAUUCAUUAUAGGCAUGUAUAUUGUAGGCAAUACAUUUUUUAAGAUAUUGUAUAUAUACGUCUGUGUAUUCGUCUGUAUAUAUUAUUGAUAUUAUUUAAUAAUCUAGUUCUUCUAUAUGCAUAUCUGCAUUUUUAUAUGUCAUCAACUGAACAGAAGUUCUCGUGCUAUUAUCAAUAGAAUUUUUUACAGAAAUUGUACAGAUCAUAUGUAUACAUGUAUUUGUAUUACAUUUCGUUAGAUUUCGUUAGAUUUGUGUUAUAAAAUUAUUCUUUUAAAAGUUUAAAAUUAAACACGU